AUGGCCUCUGCUGUUUUGGCAGCCUCCCUUGGCGUUUACAAGCCAAUCACGCCAAUAAUCACAGAGGUAGGAUCCUCCCAGGAAUGUCAAAUUUUUCUUGAGCCCGGACAAGCUAUUGCAAUUGUUGGAUAUGGGUACAUCACCGUCAAAAGCGGAGAUGUCGAAUGUUUUGGUGCUCGUAUUAAUGCUUCUCACGGAAAAAUCACCUUUUUUUCUCCAGAAUGCUAUUCGCUGAUGGUCUUUUCAGCACCCAUCGCAUCAUCUUGCUUGAUUAGCUUGUGUGAGGGAAAUAUUAAGUGGAGACAAUUGACGUCUUUUUUGGACCUGAAAGAUAUUUGGGGAGAUGGUGGGUUCCUUUCAACGCUCAAAAGCAAAUGUUCGGAAAUCUAUUCGAUCUUUGAAGGACUGCACGCGAUCUCCUUAUCUGAAGAGUCUAUCAAUACUGGAUUUUCUUAUCUUUCUCCCAUGCCUCUUUGGAAAGAUCUUUCUGGCUACCUUGGAUCUCUUAAUCCGCUUUCUGUCGUUGUGUUUGGAUCCAAAGGAAGCGGAAAAUCUACAUUUCUCAAAUAUUUGAUAAACUCGUCUUUGUCGCAACAUCAAGUAAACGCUUGCUCGACCCCACGUGCAUCUGGUGUUUUACUUAUGAAUCUUGACUGUGGCCAAGCCGAGCUUGGACCACCGGCCACAGUAUCUCUUUUUCACAUCGACAAAUUUAUCCUUGGACCAUCGUUUGCCACUCAAUGCUCUCACAUUCAUCAAGAGUAUGUGGGUGUCAUUUCUAUUGCAGAAAAUCCAAAGGGCUAUCUUCACGCAGUCGAGAGGCUGUGCAAUUUUUUACACAAAAAAGCACCAAAGGGACUGCCUGUAUUUGUUAAUACUAUGGGGUGGACCACCGGCCUCGGUCUGGAGUUAUUCAAGUGCACAAUUAACUUGGUCCGACCAUCAACGAUAAUCCCGUUGAUGGAAAGCGUCACAAGUGCGGAAGACCUUUCAUCUAGCACGCUGGUGAAGGAAGCUGUGCAAAAGCUAUCCUCUACAUUGUGUGAACCGCCUCGAUUUCGCACCAAUUUCUCGAUUUCCUCUGUGCCCAUUUUGCCGACAAUUCUGCCAACUUCAGCUAUCUCAAUCGCAGCAGGCAGGUAUUGA
Mitosporidium daphniae is the source of this 1146-nucleotide messenger RNA. RefSeq lists its product as uncharacterized. The transcript has a single exon. Gene Ontology annotation, molecular function: polynucleotide 5'-hydroxyl-kinase activity. NCBI's taxonomy places the organism in Eukaryota, Fungi, Microsporidia. Gene Ontology annotation, biological process: cleavage in ITS2 between 5.8S rRNA and LSU-rRNA of tricistronic rRNA transcript (SSU-rRNA, 5.8S rRNA, LSU-rRNA). Gene Ontology annotation, cellular component: nucleus. The record is from RefSeq and is a predicted model, not a curated record. The coding region runs from base 1 to 1146 and encodes 381 amino acids.